Messenger RNA from Dalotia coriaria, 1172 nucleotides. RefSeq names its product glycine receptor subunit alpha alkaliphile (gene alka). Gene Ontology annotation, molecular function: excitatory extracellular ligand-gated monoatomic ion channel activity; transmitter-gated monoatomic ion channel activity involved in regulation of postsynaptic membrane potential; chloride channel activity. Bases 43 to 1167 code for a protein of 374 amino acids. NCBI's taxonomy places the organism in Eukaryota, Metazoa, Arthropoda, Insecta, Coleoptera, Staphylinidae. The record is from RefSeq and is a predicted model, not a curated record. The transcript has 6 exons. Gene Ontology annotation, cellular component: neuron projection; plasma membrane; synapse. Gene Ontology annotation, biological process: signal transduction; chemical synaptic transmission; nervous system process.
UACAAACCGAAAGCCAUUCUACCUGAACACUAUGCCAAAGAAAUGCGCCCGCCCACGCACAAAGGACUGCCACUCGAGGUGGAUUUUAGUAUGACCGUCGUCGACAUCAACUCGAUCAAUGUCGAAGAUAUGGAUUUUAGGAUGGAUAUGUUUUUGCGUCAACAAUGGACCGAUUCGCGUCUGCAUAUCCCCGAAGAGAUUUUCGAAUAUGGCGACGAUCAAGUAACACUCCCAACGCAAUUCUUCGAAAACCUUUGGCAACCCGACCUGUACUUCCUCAAUUCUAAAGUUGUCGAAAUAGCGACGCUAACGCAUAAAUUCUCAUCGGUCACGCUCUUCCGCAACAAAACCGUGCGCUACUCGGCGCGCAUGCAUGCGAUCGUCGCGUGCCAAAUGGAAUUCCAACACUAUCCCAUGGACAUACAAAUAUGCCCUUUGAGCAUUGAAAGUUUUGCUUAUGACAAUACGAAAAUGAGUCUCAAGUGGACGCAAGGGGUGGGUGUUAACGUCAGCCCGGAAUUGAAACUACUGCAGUAUCACAUCGCACAACCGCUCGAGUUGGAAGAACGCGAUGUGUUUACCAACGAAAAAAACGGCAAUUUUUCGCGUUUGGUUGUCUACUUCCAGUUCGAGCGUCAGAUCGGCCAUCAUUUGAUUCAAACUUUUGCACCAUCAACCCUGGUAGUUGUGGUUUCAUGGUUUAGCUUUUGGUUGAGUUUAGAUGCGGUGCCUGGUAGAGUUACGCUGUUGGUAACUUGUUUGCUCACCUUGGUGACGAUGUUCACUGGGUUGCGGUCGGAUAUUCCGCCGGUUGCCUAUGUGAAAGCGAUCGAUCUGUGGAUGGCGGGUUGCAUGGUGUUUGUUUUCAGCGCAUUGAGUGAAUUUGUCAUUGUUAAGGUACUCGAUGAGCGCUACAAAGCCGCGAAAAAAGCGCUGCUUGAUGAAUCGAGCGUGACACCAUGGAACAAAAACGUGCAACAGUAUAAAAAACCUAGGAAACCUUUAUUGCCUUUGUACUGGAAAACCAAACGAGGUGAAGAAAAAGCGCUCUGGUGUGAAAUCGACGAAUUAUCUCGCUAUGUCUUCCCUGCUCUAUUUCUAAUAUUCAUGUUGUUUUAUUGGCCGCUGCUCAUUAUUGGCAAAUCAAAUCCGAUUAUAACAUUUUAGUUUAA